AUGGCAUCGGAAGCACCUAAAGGCCGAUUAGCUGGCAAGAAUGCCAUGGUUACCGGCGCUGCCGGUGGAAUUGGUCUUCAGACCACGAUCUUGUUCGUCCGUGAAGGUGCUCGUGUCUUGAUGGCCGAUAUCUCCGGACCUGCCCUCGAAAAGGCUGUGGGAACCGUUACGAAGCUGUACCCCAAUGCUAUUACACCUAUGAGCACCAUCUGCGAUGUGUCCAAUGAGGAUUCCGUUGCUGAGGCUGUGGGAAAACUUGAUGAGUUUGGUGGUUUGGAUGUUAUAUUCAACAAUGCCGGAAUCAUGCACGCUGACGACGCCGACGCGGUUGAGACACCCGAGAGAAUCUGGGAUAUGACCUUUUCCAUCAACGUCAAAGGAGUGUGGUUCGGUUCCAAGCAUGCCGUGUUGGCGUUGCGAAAGCAUAAAAAGACAAAGGGCUCGAUCAUCAAUGUUGCUAGCGUGGUUGCACUCGUCGGUUCAGCGACACCGCAGCUCGCAUAUACGGCAUCCAAGGGGGCGGUUUUGGCCAUGACCAGGGAACUGGCAGUUGUCCAUGCAAAGGAGGGAUACCGAUUCAACUCCCUGUGCCCGGCGCCAUUAAACACCCCGCUGUUGCAGGACUGGCUGGGAGAUGAUGCUGAGAAGCGAAAGAGGAGAGAGAUCCAUUUCCCGACUGGUCGUUUCGGUGAGCCGAUUGAGCAGGCGCAAGGGGUUCUAUUUCUAGCGAGUGAUGAAAGUAGUUUCGUCAAUGGAACAGAUUUCGUCAUCGACGGUGGUAUGAGCAAGGCCUAUAUCACCGCGGAAGGCCCAGCGACCACAGCCCCGGCUAACCUUGGCUGA
This is a messenger RNA of Eremomyces bilateralis CBS 781.70, 843 nucleotides long. RefSeq names its product short chain dehydrogenase. Gene Ontology annotation, molecular function: oxidoreductase activity. The record is from RefSeq and is a predicted model, not a curated record. The coding region runs from base 1 to 843 and encodes 280 amino acids. The transcript is spliced from 3 exons. Lineage: Eukaryota; Fungi; Ascomycota; Dothideomycetes; Eremomycetales; Eremomycetaceae.